This is a messenger RNA of Ixodes scapularis (black-legged tick), 750 nucleotides long. Its product is annotated as homeobox protein unc-42. The record is from RefSeq and is a predicted model, not a curated record. The coding region runs from base 1 to 750 and encodes 249 amino acids. Gene Ontology annotation, biological process: regulation of transcription by RNA polymerase II. NCBI's taxonomy places the organism in Eukaryota, Metazoa, Arthropoda, Arachnida, Ixodida, Ixodidae. Gene Ontology annotation, molecular function: DNA-binding transcription factor activity, RNA polymerase II-specific; RNA polymerase II transcription regulatory region sequence-specific DNA binding. The transcript has 3 exons.
AUGGCGGCCGCCGCGGCCGCCGUGGCCGCCGAGGACCCCCGGCUGCAGGGCGAGCCCAUGGCCACGAGUCCGCAGGAUUGCGGAGACAAGCGAAAGCAGGAUGUCCUCGGAGGGUCCCUGUACGCGCUCCAGGAGCCGCUGCGGGGACAGCGGGACGCCGGACACGGCGACGGGGCCUUCAAGAAGCUCAAGCUGGAGCCGGACGGUGGCGGCGGGCCCCUGUCCAGCUGCGGCGCCCUGGCCUCGGCGUGCAGUCCCACGACGCCCGCCAGGCGUCGGCACCGCACCACCUUCAGCCAGGAGCAGCUGCAGGAGCUCGAGGCCGCCUUCGCCAAGAGUCACUACCCGGACAUCUACUGCAGGGAGGAGCUGGCCAGGAUCACCAAGCUCAACGAGGCGCGCAUACAGGUAUGGUUCCAGAACCGGCGCGCCAAGUACCGCAAGCAGGAGAAGCAGCUUCAGAAGGCCCUGUCCGCGCCGUCGGCGCUGCCCCCGGCGGCCUGCAACGGCAUGAUGCGCGGCGUGUACGGACCCCCGCGCACGGGGGCCUACGCGGCCUACGCGACGCACCCGCACCCGGCCGUGGCCCGCUACCCGACCUACGGCACUGCCCAGGGCUUCGGGCCCCAGACCGCCAUGGCGGGACCCCCCGAGGACGACUGGUACCAGCGGGGCUUCUCGGCACUGCGUGCGCCGCCCACGCCGGCCUCGGCGGCCGCCGCCUCCCAGCACCCGGUCUACCACAGCUAG